Messenger RNA from Pterocles gutturalis (yellow-throated sandgrouse), 759 nucleotides. Its product is annotated as zinc finger protein 239-like. Gene Ontology annotation, molecular function: RNA polymerase II cis-regulatory region sequence-specific DNA binding; DNA-binding transcription factor activity, RNA polymerase II-specific. The annotation marks the transcript as partial. The record is from RefSeq and is a predicted model, not a curated record. The transcript has a single exon. Gene Ontology annotation, biological process: regulation of transcription by RNA polymerase II. NCBI's taxonomy places the organism in Eukaryota, Metazoa, Chordata, Aves, Pterocliformes, Pteroclidae. Gene Ontology annotation, cellular component: nucleus.
AUGAGGUGGUACACAACGAGGAGCGUCCCUUUCGCUGCGAUCUCUGCCAGGCGUCCUUCAAACGUCACUCGGACUUCAAAAGCCACCGGUUGGUCCAUACAGAGGAACGACCUUUCCGUUGCGAGCUCUGCGGCAAACGCUUCAAGCGUUCCUCCAACCUCCAAGAGCACCGGCGCAUCCACAGCGGCGAGCGGCCUUUCCGCUGCCCCCGCUGCGCCAAGAGUUUCAAGACCCCCUACGAGCUCCAACGCCACGCGCUCACCCACUGCGCCGAGAAACCCUUCAAGUGCGCCGACUAAGGAUCUCCCCCCCACCAACGCCCCCCCCCUCCACCAACGCCAACACUGCGACGACAAACCUCACGUCUGCGGCGUCUGCGGGAAAAAAUUCACCUACGGCCACAGCCUCAAGGUACACGAACGGGUGCACACGGGCGACCGGCCUUUCGUCUGCCCGCUCUGCGGCAAAGGUUUCAAGCAAUCCAACGCUCUCUCGUCUCACGAGCGGGUUCACACCGGCGAGCGUCCUUUCGUUUGCAAAACCUGCGGGAAAGCUUUCAAGCAAUCGUCCUACCUGGUGAUCCACGAGCGGGCUCACACGGGGGAACGGCCAUACAAGUGCGAAGCGUGCGGGAAGGCUUUCGCCCGCCCCUCUUUGCUCCUCCAGCACCACCGCGUGCACAGCCAGGAGCGACCCUACAAAUGCAGCUUCUGCCACAAGUUUUUCAAGGACCUAGCGUACCUGGCUGUGCAUGAGAAG